Molecule: messenger RNA, 6399 nt
Organism: Brassica rapa (field mustard)
Lineage: Eukaryota; Viridiplantae; Streptophyta; Magnoliopsida; Brassicales; Brassicaceae
Source: RefSeq, a predicted model, not a curated record
GUAAAAAAUAGUGUGUGUGACCAUUUUACCCUGCUCAUUUAUAGAUAUUACAUACCACCUAAACCGGAACAAACUAGAACCGAAAUAUCAACCAGUACAUCUGCCCAAUCUUUUAACUUUGAAAUAAUUGUUAUUAAUAAAUCGCAUUUUCUUUUAUAACUCUUGAGUAAAAAUAGAUUAAUCCAUUAGAGAUGAUUGUUGACGAAUUAAGUAAUACAGUAUUAUGUAAAUGCAGGCUGAAUUAUCUAUUUGCGGGUUACCAGGUGACACAAUAAGCAUAAAUCAUUCCGUUCUUUUCUUAUUAAUUACAUGGAUUUUAAAAGUGAUUUAAGUUCAUUUAUUUAUUUUUAAUUUUGUGAUUUGAACAAAUUUACUUGAAGCGUGAAGGUGAUAUAUGUUCUUUGGACGCCAAUCUUCUUUGGUUUCUACUUUCUACAAUGGUCCCAUUUUACAUGAAUAAGUAAUGUGUAACUGCGCAUAGAGAAAGAUAUUCGAUAAAACAACCAUUCCGAUUGUAUAAACUAGAUCUUACUCAUCAACUAGUUUUAUUUUAAUUUACAAAAAAAAAAAAACUAGUUUUAUUUUAUGCCUUCGUAAUGUUUUUCUGUAUAUACACAUAUUUUUAUUUCAUUUUAUUUUGUGGGUAUGAAUGGAAUUAAGUGUACACAUAUUCGUAUGAUAUACACAGAUUGUCAAUUUUCAACGUCCAUAUAUAAGACACAAUGGCCUAAAUCCGUGUAUAUGUCACAUCAGUAUAAGACUAUAUGAAUGCAUAUAAAUACACAUGGAUAGAGAUUGGAUUGAUCCUCCUGAAAUCGUGUUCUCACGAUAGCUACGAGCAAGGAGCACCUUAGUUAUAUAUAAAAGCCGGCCAACAGAAAAUAAGAAGAAUAAAAUCAAGAAUAGUUGUUUCGUAGUUAAUCCUCAUGAUCCUCUAAAAUCUAUCUAUCUCUAUCUCCCGUAAUAAAGUUCGGAGAAAGAGGAAAACCCUAAUCCUCUCUUUCUCUCGGAUCGUUCGUAAAUAAACAAAUUAAUUAAUUAAUCAAUAGAUGAAGAUGAGGAAGCUUUGUCCGAAUCUAGACAAUGAAGACGGGUUAGAGACGGUGUUAGAGGUCCCUGUACCGGAAGAAAUGUUUACGAAGAUGGGAAGCAACGCGACGGGACGGUGGAGGAAUAUGCACGCUCUUAUGAAGGCGCAUGCCGUCGUGACAGCAGUCGCGGCUGACAUGAGAACGCCAGCGUCUUCUUCGUCGAUGAGUAAUGUUAAUAUGCAUUUGCAGUCAAAAUCAGACAACGAGUUUGUGGCGUUGUUGAAGAUCGUGGGAAGUCCUCUUAUUCCUUUUCAUGUUCCUCUCGAGUUCUGUCUCUCCCGACCCAUCAAUGACACUUCCAUCGAGGCGUCAACAGCUAAGUAUAUAGUGCAGCAGUACGUCGCUGCGUGUGGAGGUCCAGCCGCUUUGAAUGCAGUGAAGAGCAUGUACGCAGUGGGGCAGGUGAGGAUGCAAGGCUCAGAGAUGGUUGCUGGAGAGGAUGAAGGGACCACUACUACGCCGGUGCGGCUGGGGAAAGGCAAUUUUGAAGUCGGAGGUUUUGUUUUAUGGCAGAAGAAUCCAAACCUUUGGUUCUUGGAGCUGGUGGUUUCCGGUUUCAAGAUUAGCGCCGGUAGUGACGGCAAAGUGGCUUGGAACCAAUCAUCUACCCAACCUUCCCAGGCUCACCGUGGCCCUCCCCGCCCUCUCCGACGUUUUUUUCAGGGACUUGACCCGAGGUGCACGGCUAGUCUAUUUCUAGACGCCGUUUGCAUCGGCGAACAAACCGUAAACAACGAAGACUGUUUCGUCUUAAAGGUAGAGACACCGGCAGAUAUUCUCAAGGCGCAGUGUUCGCCUAAUACGGAGGUGAUCCACCACACGGUGUGGGGUUACUUCAGCCAACGGACGGGACUUCUCGUGAAAUUCGGUGACACAAAGCUCGUGAGAGUCAAAUCCGCUAGGGGCAAGAGCGACGGUGUAUUUUGGGAGACAAGCAUGGAGUCAAUCAUUGACGACUACAAGUACGUUGACUCGGUUAACAUAGCACACGGUGGUCGAACGUUGACCACGCUUUAUCGUUAUGGAGGAGCUGUUAACCACCGGAGACGAAUAGAGGAGAAAUGGACGAUUGAGGAAGUGGAUUUUAAUAUUUGUGGUUUGUGUUUGGAGAGCUUCUUGCCACCGUCGGAUAUGAACAAUGAUCAUUAGCUACGGUCGAGAUCGUUACCCUCUUCUCUGAUCUAUCUUUCGUUGUUAGAAUAUUGGUUUGGUUUUGAAAGUUAGGUUUCUUAAAAAAAAUGGAGAUACACUUGAGAUUUGGUAUACGUGGGAGGGAGUGGUUUUGAUUUUUGUCUACAGAAAUAGAGGAUGUAAAUGAAACGUAAUUGUAAAAUAUAUAUUUUCCAAUCGACAUCAUGUUUUUUUUGUUUGUUUGUUUACACCCAAACGACAAAUCAGCUUAAUUAGUAACUACAGUUAAGCUGAUUGGCUUUACCUACAUGCAUAAACAAAAACAGUGUGUUAAUUCAUUUUUGGUUUAUAUGUACUUUCUUUAGCAUUAUCUGUUAGUUACUUCUAUGGCCUUGAUUGGUAGAGCAUUAACAUUAGCAGUAUGCUAUAGAAGUAUAGAAGCAGUAUGCUGCAAGAGCUGUAUGUUUUUGCUAAACUGUUUGAUAAGAUGAUUGGUAGAGCAGUAUGAGUAUGUUAUUUAAAAUUAUUAUAAAAAUUAGUAUAUAAUAUAUAAUAUAUUUAUUUUUAAUGAAUAUAUUUCUAAUAUAUAUAAAAAUAUAUUAACUUAUAAAAUUAAAAAAUAAUAUAAUUUAUUUAUUUUAUUUAAUAAUUUUAAAAUUAUGCUUAUAUCGAAAAAUUUUAUUUUAAAAUAAAUUUUAUAAUUAAAAUAUCUAUUUUUAAAAAUAAUAUUUCACAUUUAAAAUAAAUUAAAUUAUAUAAAUUAAUUUAUAUUUUAAAUGUGAAAUACUAUUAAAAAAAAUAUUUAUUGUAAAUUAAUUUUAGAAAUCAAAAUUUUAUUUUCUAGAUAUAAAAGUAAUUUUAUGAUAUUAUUUAAGAAAAUAAAUAAAUUAAUUAUAUAUUUUUAUUAGUUUUAUAAAUUAUGAAUGCAAAUGCACUUCUAAAAGCUUCAUAUGAGAGCAUUGGCCAGAAAGCAUGUGAAGAGCAUUAGCAUUUAGUAAAUGCUUUUUUAAAUGCUUUUGUAACAAUUAUUGAUUGGAUACUGUAGAACAUAAUGCUAAUGAUAAUGCUCUACUAAUCAAGGCCUAUGUAUCAUGAUAUAUAUAGAACUUCAAUCUUUAUUCCAAAUUAACAAAAAAUGUUUUUAGAGCAACUCCAAUGGUGUUACCCACCAUUAGAAUCUUUAGUAAUAUAAUAAUGUUUUUUUUUGAAUAGUUAAGGACUCUAAUCAUAAUUGUAGGUCCAAUGGUGUUAUCCAAUAUGGAAUCCUUAUAUAUAUAUAUAUAUAUAUAUAUAUAUUUUUUUUUUGAAUUGAAUCUUAGAAAUUUAGAUUUAUUAAAUUUUAAAUUAAAAAUUUUCAUUUAUUGAAUGACUACUCGAGAUAAUGACUUUGGUCGCGUGUUUUUUCUCUCCCCUUACGAAAGACAACCCUAAACCCGAACCAAUCCCGUUACGCCAGCACAUUAAGGACUUGGUCCUUCUUCUCCUUAAUUAAGGAUUUAUCCUUAGCUUUCCCGUUUUUUUUAAUGUUUUUUAAUCCUAAAACGCUAAGGAUUAACGCUAAGGAUUAGCUAAAAUCCCGCGUUGCACAUGCUCUUAGGUCCGUAAAAAUUCUUAGAAACCAGAUAACUCUCUCUCCUCCCCCAUCGCUCCAGCCUCUCUCUUAAUUAACAAAGCUUUCAAGUCAGGUCCGGUGUCCGGCGGCGCGUGAGAGCGGGUGCCGGCGCUGGAGCUCCCUUUUCUCCUUCCUCGUUUUACUCUUUGCUUCUUCUUCAGCCUCGCUCCUUUAUCGUUUUGUGUCUGGUUCUGGGUUGGCGUACAUCUACGGCUUUGUUCUCCGCUCGCGAGGAGUGUCAGAUCCGACGGUAGUUCGGCCCUUCCUGGAGGCAGCACGCGGUGGAGUAGUUUGGGGUUUUGACGGAGGAGUCGGCUUUUCAGGGUUGGUGAGUAGAUCAUGUUUCCCCUUUCAGAUCUCUCUCUGUUGGUCUUGGUGCUCGAGAUUCGGCGUGGAGGUCUCCCCUCUGCUCCGGCUUGUGGUGAUUCGCGGGUCUAUGGAGGUGGUUAUCAGGUUAGCUUGGUGGUUCUCGCGGUCUGUUGCGGCGUCGUGGAGGCUCAGUCUACCUAAGUGAACCCAAGUUAGCUCCGGUGAGUUUCUCGGAGGCGAGUCGCGUACUGCGGUAUGCAGUCGGUAGUGGUGCCCAGUCCAGUUCCUAUUCGUGAGGCUCUCUUUUUAACUCGAAUUCCAGUCGUCUAUGGCUGGUUGAUGUGUUCUUGGGAGAUCCUUCUAGCUUUGGAUCUCCGUAUCUCGUCUUCGUCUUGGGCCUCUUAGGAUGUGGCGACGGUCUUGUUCUCUGGAGGUUUUGGUCUCAUUGGUUCUUAUGUUCUCGUCUUCCUCUGUUGACACUGGAGGUUGGAUCAUUCAUGUCACUCUCCAUCGUUCUUUGGUUCUCAAAGGCGACAGCCGGUGUAGCGAGUUCUGCGUCAUUGCUUUCUUCAGUGUCUCGGUUGGCUAGGGACAUAUCCCAGUUCUGAUUGGGUUCCUUGACCCUGCCAGUAGUGUCGUUGGCUGGUUGUGUGCAGGUUUAGAGACUUUCCUAGGCAAAGUGUGGCUUCUGAGAUCAGGCCCGACUUUGGUGUCGAAGGUGAGUGUCAGUGGGGUUCGUACAACUCUCCUCAGGUAUGGGUGUUCUCGUCCCUUCUCUCCUUCUGAUGUCUUGCGCGUAAUCGACAAGGAAAAAUGCAAACUUGGCAAGAACACCGACUAACAGCUACUUCAGGCGACGUCUCGGGAACUCCGGCGUCAGAGGCAACGAAGUAAAACCCACCUUCCCGGGGUUAACUUCAAUAGAAGAGAACGGUCAUCAGUAGUCUAGUGAUUACUAAGCAAUCUAGCAGAACGCGUCGGAUAGGUGGUAUUGCGAAACUAGAAAUUGUAAACAUAUUGAUCUAGAUCAUUUUGUUCGAGUCUGGUUUGUAUUCGACUUUGAUGUCCGUUCGGGAUUGAUUUAUAUAAUUAAAAAAAUUAAAAAAAAAAACAUGUUUUCAACAUUGAGUUAUCUAUUACAAAUUUUGAGAAUUACUUUGCAACCAACAAAUCUGUAUAAUUAAUUAUAAAGAUUCAAGUUUAAUGGUCUUAUUUGUAUUAUAAUGAGUCGUUUACAAAAAAAUUAUGCUAAUGGUUGUACUUACACCAUAUUGAAAAUCUCAUGUAAGUUAUAAUUAAUCACAGUUUUUGUAAUUCGAACCUCAGACAUUGUCCAAUGUAUGAACAUAAACAAAUUCUUAAUCAAAACUUAAAUCAAACCUUGAACUAAAAGAUUUCCACUGUUAACAAAAUAUGUUAGUCGGCAAAAAAGAGACUGAUCAGCCUUAAAUGAUUAGAGAGUGUAAGACCAUCAUUAAGCAGUAUGGAUGGAGUCGAACUGUAGAAAUCCUAGAGACAUGAAUUAAAAGAACAAAAUUUCUAGAUAAGUCAAGUACCCUAAUGACUAAACUAAAACGGGCCGUAUUAUUGAUCUCUGGCCCAUUAUAAUAACCCGGUUAAAAGGGAACCCCUAGAUGGCGAGAAGGAUCUCGCUAAUUUAAAUAAUAACGAUGAACUCCAGUUUUGAAAGUAGAAUCUAUCUAACACUUUCAUCACCACUCACCAGCAGCAGAAACAAUGAUGAGAUACUAGCAGACGGGCGGUCUGAAUUGAUGCCACCCGUUUAGUUUUGAUCUUCCGAUGAAGCUUCUGCGAACAACGACGACGACGGGAGAGUUAUUCUGGGGAUACUUCUUCGAGAUAAUUGGUUCCGUAUCCUUCUUCGGAUUCGUCUUUGCAGUCAUCGCUUCAACUUUGCUACCGCUCUCUCAAAAUCCCUUAAACCAAGGUCUGAAGAAUGAUAGGUACUACUACUGCUUCUUGGUCCCCUUGACUAUACCUGUUAUAACGGUUGCCGUCUACUUUCAUUGGCUAAGCAUGAAGCUCUUCAAGCACGCCUGAUACAUCCCAUUAGAAUUUGUGAAUUUCAAUUUCACUCUCUCAGCUUGAUGAAAGCUAAUUUGAUGAGAGUGUAUAUGCAUUCUUCUAGAGUUUUGAUGUAUUCAGAUGAAAUUAGAUUUUUCAAUUUUAUGUGGUUAUCUGUUUAUGCUCAAUCCAUUUGAUGAUAAAUAUGCAAGAAUGACGUUUGAAAUUUAA